Molecule: messenger RNA, 531 nt
Organism: Vicia faba (fava bean)
Lineage: Eukaryota; Viridiplantae; Streptophyta; Magnoliopsida; Fabales; Fabaceae
Source: the annotation of a GenBank genome assembly
AUGUUCCGAUCAUCUUUGUUUCCUAGGGUUCUCAUAUGUGAUGUUCGAAUGAAAUGUUCCCUCUCAAUUUUAUGGAAGUAUGUUUCCCAUUAUAUAAAAUGUCGCAUCAUCAGUCUUGCAAGUUAUUAUUACUCUAAUGCUGAAGAACAUGCAGUGAAGCAAGGUUUGAAUAACAACAUUCAAAGUGGUGUGAGACUGUGCAAAGAAGAAAUCAUAGAUGUGAUGGAAAAGCUGGGAUUGAGAGAGGAAUUUGAUGGGGUUAGUAUAGUGGAAUUUGGUGAUGAGCAAGAAAUUAGUAAUAUGUUUGAAAAUGGGGUUAGUUUGGAAGAGGUGGAAGAAGCUUUCAAUGUGUUUGAUAAAAAUAAAGAUGGGUUCAUAGAGGCUGUUGAGUUGCAAAGGGUGUUGUGUUGUUUGGGAUUUGAGAGAGACUUUGAGGAAUGUCAGAAAAUGAUUAAUGCUGUUGAUGAAAAUGGAGAUGAAUUAAUUGAUCACUUUGAGUUUGUCAAGUUGGUGGAACAGAGUUUUAGUUGA